Messenger RNA from Rhopalosiphum maidis (corn leaf aphid), 2421 nucleotides. Its product is annotated as E3 ubiquitin-protein ligase RNF123-like. The transcript is spliced from 14 exons. The record is from RefSeq and is a predicted model, not a curated record. NCBI's taxonomy places the organism in Eukaryota, Metazoa, Arthropoda, Insecta, Hemiptera, Aphididae. Gene Ontology annotation, cellular component: cytoplasm. The coding region runs from base 1 to 2421 and encodes 806 amino acids. Gene Ontology annotation, molecular function: ubiquitin-protein transferase activity.
AUGAAUUGUUUAAUAUUUUGUCUACUUUGUGAAUUUAAAUGUACAUGGAGAAAUCAAUUUGACAUAUCUCAUCAAACAGCUGCACUCAAACUUUUAACUACAAUUUGUCAAGAAACCAAUACUAGAAAAGAGACAAUUAUAAUAUUUCUUAAAACCUUAUUAAACGACAAUGACCAAACUGACACAAUAGUGAGCUCCAGAGUUUUAUUUAGCAGACGAUUCCAAAAUUUUAUCCAAGAAAAUAUAAUUUAUUGGAGGAAUAAUCCUAUAUUAAAACAACCGGGUCCGGUAUUGUUGAGUACAUUCUUUCGUUUAUCAUUUUUAUUACGUGAACUGUUGAGGGAAGAACUAGUAAAUGUUAAUGACUUAAGAAUACACCCAAAUAUUUUUUAUUUGAAAAACUACAAUUUUUUUGGAAUCGAACGAAUAGGAGGCACAUUUUCGUACUUGAAAAAUAAAUAUAAUGAAAUUAUCAAAUCGAAGCUGGGACCUCCGUUUGACAGUCGAAAUGAUGAUGAUAACAAUACCGAGGAUGCAAUUAUAGAGAUCGAUUCGCCGGCAGAUAUAAUUACUGUUUUAAGAAGACUCAUUACAGAAGACAGAAAUGCAAACACCCAUAUCGCUGGUGCUGUCAAUAGAACAUUGUCAUUCGAUCAUUUACCUACUGACAAAAUACACAUAUUUUCUGUGCUACUAAAUAGUAUAAUAUGUUUAUAUCAUGUAGCUUGUCAUAGACAACUAAUUGAAUAUGUAGCUUUCAAAGAAAGAUUAGUCGAACUAUCAAUAGAUUAUGCUAUAGUAGAUUAUGAACUAAAAAUUUCCAAUGAAAACAGAGAUGUUUUAGAGCAUACCCUUAAGGACAUUGAAAAAAAAGUAUGUUUAUCAACGAGACAUAUAGCCUGGCUGAAGAGUUUGAUAUUUGUAACCGCAAAUGAACAAAUUUUAGAAUGGAUUCUCACCAUCAUUUCUCACACACUAAAAUAUUGUUCAGACAUAGAAAAAGAAUUGUUCGGAUUUGUCCCGGGCUAUUAUAUAGAUAAUCUAUUAGGGUUAGCUGUUCUAUUACCCGAUUAUACAAACAUAACCCAGAAGUUUGAUGAUAUCAUAGUUGGUAAAAAAUGGUUAGCUAAGUUAAUUGCUGAAUUACUACUAAACUUUUUCAAUGACCAUAGAAUAAUUCAUCCAAAAACAAAAGAAAUAAUAAUACAAGGAGUAACUUUAUACUUAACCCAUCCCAAAUCAGUUGUCAUUCUUCAAGAAGUUGCAGAAAAAUCACGAUUGCGUGCAAUCAAAUCAAUUUUUAAACCGAUGGAACGAAAAAUAUGGAUAAAAACCAAUUUAUUAUUGAUGUUAAUUUGGUAUGGUUCUGGAUUUGCAUUCCGUUAUGUACAACCACCUCAUCUAAAAAAUAAACACAUUUCUACGCAAGGAGCACUCGAAGAAAUUGUGUUUUCUAACAUGGGAACUGUACGACUACCUGCGAUUGUGCUUCAAAAUGACAUACGGACAGUCAUAGCUUACGACAGAGAAACAGCGUCUAAUUUUAUCAAUAACUCUUUGAAUUAUCUAAACUGGGCUUUUUCUGAGUUUAUAAGUUUAUUUCAAGAAGUAAAAUAUAUAAAUGAAAACAAUUCUUUUAUUAUUUCGCCGGAAGAAGCGAAUAAGCUAAAAAUGUGUGGUAAAAGUUUUAUUUACACUGUAACUUUAUUACGUGUUAUUGAAAUGAUGAUUCAUUUUGAUCGUAAUAUUAUAAUUGAUCAAGAAGGAUCACUUGGCAGAGUCUUUCAGUUGAUUUGUCAAAUUCUUAAUCGUAUAAAUGCCUCAUCUUCUACGUUUAGUCGAAUUUUGACAUCAUCUUUACCAUACAUGGAAUGUGUACAUAAGUUUACAAUUCUUGUAGCAACAACUGGUGUUUUGUUAUCUAUGUUAGACGGUGAAAUAAAUAAACAGGUUUCAGAAGAAAAUCCUGAGAGACCAAGCAAGAUUUCUAGUAUUCCAGAAAUUACAGAUGUUUUAAUUUCAGAUCCUAAUUUUGAUUUGUCAUCAUUGGACUUUAUUAUAUUACCAGAAAAUGAAAAUGAUGAACCAUUUUCCUUGAAUUUUUAUAAAGAGUAUAUUAAUAAGGAAGAACUUAAAAAAGUUCGUGAUAUGUAUCAACAUUUGGAUUGGUACAUGAAGCGUCACAAAUCUAUGGCUUCAAGCAUAAACGAGGAGGAUUUAUGUAUAAUAUGUUAUUCAAAUAAAAACGGUGUAACUUUGAUACCGUGUAAACACCAAUGUUGCAAAUUAUGUAUAAAUCAUCACAUACUUUAUUCGCGUGUUUGUUUUUACUGUAAGGGAAGAAUCGAAUCAGUGGUAGAUACCAAUAAUUUGUCGACUGUAAUACAUGAUUUUGGAAUUGAACCGCCACCAUUAUUAUGA